Messenger RNA from Stegastes partitus (bicolor damselfish), 3532 nucleotides. RefSeq names its product toll-like receptor 21 (gene tlr21). Gene Ontology annotation, molecular function: signaling receptor activity; protein binding. Gene Ontology annotation, biological process: toll-like receptor signaling pathway; inflammatory response. Bases 201 to 3131 code for a protein of 976 amino acids. NCBI's taxonomy places the organism in Eukaryota, Metazoa, Chordata, Actinopteri, Pomacentridae. The record is from RefSeq and is a predicted model, not a curated record. The transcript is spliced from 2 exons. Gene Ontology annotation, cellular component: plasma membrane.
UUUCUUGGCAAACACGAUAACACCUCAGGAUUGACGGAUGCUUUGAGGCUAUUACAGGAAAGUGGUGAAACUGCAGUUUCUGAUUCUUGUUCUGCUUUCAGCUUCCCAGACAGUUUGCUAACAUUCAAACAACUCCAAUCAGCAAAGACACAAAUCAAAGUUAUUUAAAGGGCUGUUUCUCUGGACUGCGAUACGACAAAAUGGCGACUCGACCUCAUCACCUACUGUCAGCCACAGUUGUUCUUGGCGUCGUUCGGCUCAUGUGCGGCUACAGCUUUCACAACUGCAUUGAGGAUCUGUACUCAAACCGACAAAGCUUCCAUUGCAUCCAUCGAAAGGAGACGGACAUGUUUGCGUACACGCGUGACCUGCCGCUGUCUGCUGUCAAUGUCACAAUCUCAAAUACUUAUUUGCGGCACAUUCCCAAGGACAGCUUUGCUCAUCUGCCAAACCUUCAGAACCUCAAAAUGGAUCAUAACUUCUUGAGCCGCAUCGAUCGGUUCGCUUUCCAAAACUUGCAUCAGCUUAAGUUUCUAAAUUUGUCCUUUAACAACAUAUCAGAACUCAACUGUUUCGUGUUUGAGGACCUGCACAACCUCACCUUCCUCUCACUGACAAAAAAUAAAUUAAAGCAGCUCCCUGAGGGCAUUUUCUCUACUCUUCUCAAUCUGGACACUUUAAUCAUGAGGCAAAACGUCAUGACAAAUUUCACAGGGAUCGCAAAGUCUGUGUCACAUCUAACAAAUCUGAGGAUACUCGACCUUUGCUUUAACCAUUUGACUUCUCUCAGUCACUCAAAUGAGUCGCUGCCCAAAUCUCUGACUGUGCUGUAUUUGUGUAGAAAUGAUCUGUAUACAUUAGGAUGUAAACAUUCAUUUCUCAGGUAUAUCAACCUGCUGGAUUUGUCGUACAACUCUAAGCUUCCUGCGAUGGCUUUUGCAGGAGUGGACUUGAGACAUGUGAAUUAUCUGCGUUUGCGUUCAACAAGUGUCAAGGUAGCAGAGUUUUUGAACAUCAGCAAUGUGAAUGCAGGUCACAUUGAUUUCUCUGGCAUGGGUAUUAAGAACAACAUGCUCAUUGAACUGUGCAGGUUGUUGAAGAGAAAGCUGAAAGUUAUCAAAAAUUUGAGGUUGAGCAACAAUGGAAUUGAAAUGCUAACAAACAAAACGCUGCGCCACUGUCCAAAAAUCACAGGGACUCUGGAGCUGUCACGCAACAAUCUGCAGCAUUCAAUUUGUCUCAACUUUCUCAGUGGACAAAAUCAGGUAAAUAGGUUAGAUGCAGAACAUAAUCAUCUCACCUCAAUCCCCUCCUGUAAACAAAAGAAUGCAGUUUAUUUGAAAAAUCUGGAAGAGCUGAGCUACCGUUACAAUCGCAUCCUCACGGUUUCACGUGACGCUUUCUAUCACACACCGAAUAUAAAGACGCUAAAACUCAACAUAAACAAUAUUGCUUUUCUCCACCGUAAAGCUCUCAAAGGCCUAAAACAGCUCGUGACGCUCCGUUUGGACAAUAACCUCCUAACCGAUUUGUUCAACGACACAUUUGAGGAUAAUUUCAACCUGCAAGUCCUUAACCUGCGCAAAAAUCGCAUCUCUGUUAUUUUUAACGGGACCUUCCGCAGUCUCGGAAAUUUGACUACAUUGGACUUUGGAGGCAAUAAGAUUACUCAUUUUCAGCCAUCUGGCCUUGAUGGGUUAAAAAGUCUGUCCAAGCUCUAUCUAGAUGGAAACAACCUCAAACAGAUUGACAGUUCUCUUUAUCGUUGCUUUCAAGAUACGCUCACAACUCUGGAUUUACAAAGUAAUCAGAUUCACUUCCACAAAGAAAAGAUCAGUUCACCAUUUCUGAAUCUCACUAAACUCAGGGACCUCAAACUGGAUGGGCAGAGACCUCACGGCCUCAUAGUUUUACCACGAACGUUCUUCCGCGGCCUCCACUCACUGCAAUCUUUGUAUCUCACCAAUAACAACAUCGGUUAUCUCGCUCCUGACGUAUUUGAUGACCUGACAAGCUUACGUUUCCUCACACUGGAUAACUGCUGCGUUGGGGUCACACAGCUAAAACCAGGUGUUUUCAAAAAUCUACAGAACUUGACCAAAUUGAUUGUAGAAAAUAUGGGCAUUCAGAACUUCUCAAAAAAAGUUUUUGGAAAUCUUACACAGCUGCAUACGCUGCAGCUCAACCGCAACGUGAUGCAGAGCAUUCCUGCAGACGCGCUCGAGAGUCUACCUAAACUCCGCUACCUUGACAUACGUGAUAUUCCUUUAAGCUGCACCUGCGAGAACACCUUGUUGCAAAACUACACGCUGCAUAACCCAAAUGUUCAGGUCGUUUAUCUGUACAAUAUGACGUGCCAGUCCGAUUCGAAAUUCAAAUUCUACAACUUUGAUACAAAUGUUUGUUACUUGGAUUUAGGGCAGUACCUGUUCUUUAGCACAGCGGUUGUGAUUUUCCUGUUUACAGUCACUCCUUUGCUUUAUGUUAAGCUCUACUGGAAGAUGAAGUACAGCUACUAUGUGUUCCGUUCCUGGUUUAGCGAGCAGUGGAGCAGGCUGAGAGAGAAGGAGGAAAAAUGCAAAUAUGAUGCAUUUAUUUCCUAUAAUUCUUUCGAUGAACAAUGGGUCAUGGAGCAGCUGAUGCCCAACCUGGAGGGAAAUGGGUCGAAUUUUAAACUGUGCCUACAUCACCGGGACUUUGAGUUGGGCCGCGACAUUGUGGACAACAUCGUCACUGCUGUGUAUAGCAGCCGUAAAACUAUUUGUGUGGUGAGCAGGAAGUUCCUACAAAGUGAGUGGUGCUCUCUGGAAAUCCAACUCGCCAGCUACAGACUCUUCGAUGAGCAUCGGGACGUUCUACUGCUCGUCUUUCUGGAGCCACUGUCCGAGAGGCAGCUGUCAUCCUAUCACCGCAUGAGGAAAAUCAUGCUAAAAAAGACUUACCUGCAGUGGCCCGGGUCUGACUGUACGGACCCGAUCCAGGCCCAAGACCUGUUUUGGAAUCAGCUACGGAGGGCAAUUAGAACAGGGAGCACGCUGGUAACAGAAGAAAAUGGUUGUGUUGCUCCUGAAAAGGAAAAAAGUGAACAUGUAGAGAAACACACAACAGAUAAAUACUAUUUGCAACCUUAACAAGACAAGGAGACUUUUAUUUGGGGUGUUGAUCAAAAUCAUCCUGUCAGUAUGUUGGUAAUUCAGUUUUUUGCUGGGGGAGACAAGACCUUGAAAAUAUGUUAUGAAUGCACAGUGCAAUGCAUCACAGGGCCAACAAUGGCAUCUUUUAUAAAGACAUGACUCCACAAUGUAGUUUAAGAUCUUGUGAUCUGUGAAGUUAUAUAUUUAGCAAAAUGAAUUUUCUUGCAUGUAAAUACUGCCCACACGCACAAAAACAAAACAAAAAUAAAUCUCUAACAGCUUUAACAAUAGCACAUUUUCAGCUAAAAUUCUUGCUCUGCAGAGAACAUUUAAUUACAGCAUCUGUGCUAUCAAUGUACACUUCUGUAUAAUAAAAAAUGCUUCAAAUAUGCAAGUUA